Messenger RNA from Scutellospora calospora, 485 nucleotides. The record is from the annotation of a GenBank genome assembly. Lineage: Eukaryota; Fungi; Glomeromycota; Glomeromycetes; Diversisporales; Gigasporaceae.
AUGUGAUGAAUUAGUUCAAUCUAAAUAUAACCAUUGUAUCAUCUUUGAAGUAUUGCCAUUUUCGACUGCUUUAAAGUUACGUGAAUCUAGGUACUAUUUCAUUGAUCAAAUUACCUUAUUGGAAAAGGAACUCGCCACUAAAAUAGAUGAUGAAAAAGCAACCGAGGCUUGGCUUGAAGAAAGAUCCAUUAAAGUAAAUGCUAUUAUGAGAGAAAGAAAUUUUCGUAUUCAAGAAGAUUAUUAUGCUACUUUAAGAAUAAAGACUGAUAGACGCAGCGCGAUUAAUGCUAAAUUAGAUCAAAUGUGUAAAGAAAAGAAUGAAGACGGAAGUUUCAGAUUUCAUCGUAUGAUCCUUAAUCGGUGUAGUAGUUUAGAUAAUUAUUUUAACUUACCUAGGCCGUUUAAUGAAAUGGGUUGGAAAAGGUUAAGACGUAAUCUAGAAUUGGAAUAUGAUCAUGAUAUGCACGCUGAAUGGAAAUCAAAGG